Messenger RNA from Stegastes partitus (bicolor damselfish), 3479 nucleotides. It is a transcript of the gene pfkla, whose product is annotated as phosphofructokinase, liver a. The transcript has 22 exons. The coding region runs from base 152 to 2494 and encodes 780 amino acids. The record is from RefSeq and is a predicted model, not a curated record. Lineage: Eukaryota; Metazoa; Chordata; Actinopteri; Pomacentridae. Gene Ontology annotation, biological process: fructose 1,6-bisphosphate metabolic process; fructose 6-phosphate metabolic process; canonical glycolysis. Gene Ontology annotation, cellular component: membrane; 6-phosphofructokinase complex; cytoplasm. Gene Ontology annotation, molecular function: fructose-6-phosphate binding; monosaccharide binding; ATP binding.
GGACGUUGUUGUCUCCGGGCUUAACCUGCUGCUGCUGCUGCUGCUAACGAGGAAGCUGGAGUUAGACACGAACAACUUUAGGGAAUUGUCUUCUGUUUUUUUUUUUUUUUUAUUUAUUUUUUUCCCUACUUGUAAGCAGAAGAAAACCAACAUGUGCUCGGUGGACUUGGAGAAGCUGAAGAUGACGUGUGCUGGUCGGGCCAUGGCAGUGCUGACCAGCGGUGGAGAUGCACAAGGGAUGAACGCCGCCGUCCGAGCUGUGACCCGGAUGGGCAUCUACGUGGGAGCCAAGGUCUAUCUCAUUUACGAGGGAUACCAGGGCUUGGUGGAUGGAGGAGACAACAUUAAACUGGCCCACUGGCACAGUGUGACCAACAUCAUCCAGCUGGGUGGGACUAUAAUAGGUAGUGCCCGCUGCAAGGCCUUCACAACUCGUGAGGGGAGGCUCGCCGCCGCUUUCAACCUGGUGAAGAAAGGCAUCACCAACCUGUGUGUGUGUGGUGGAGACGGCAGCCUCACCGGAGCCAACAUCUUCCGCAGCGAGUGGAGCGGCCUGCUGGAGGAACUCGUGCAGAAAGGAAGGAUCACAGACUCUCUGGCCAAGCAGCACGACCACCUAAACAUCGUAGGGCUUGUGGGCUCCAUAGACAACGACUUCUGCGGCACUGACAUGACCAUCGGGGCCGACUCUGCGCUGCACCGCAUCAUGGAGAUAAUUGACGCCAUCAUGACAACCGCACAGAGCCACCAGCGCACUUUUGUUCUGGAAGUCAUGGGGCGACACUGUGGGUAUUUGGCCUUGGUGUCAGCUCUGGCAUCUGGAGCAGACUGGCUUUUUAUUCCUGAAGCUCCUCCCAAAGAGGGAUGGGAGGACCGCAUGUGCGCCCGUCUAGAGUCGAGCCGCACAACGGGGUCAAGACUCAACAUUAUAAUCAUUGCAGAAGGAGCCAUUGACAGAAAUGGAAAGCCCAUCUCCUCAACCUAUGUAAAAGAUCUGGUGGUGAAGCGAUUGGGCUACGACACCAGAGUGACUGUUCUCGGCCAUGUCCAGCGAGGAGGAAUCCCCUCAGCGUUCGACAGAAUACUGAGCAGUAAGUUGGGUGUGGAGGCAGUGAUUGCCCUGAUGGAGGCCUCUCCCGACACCCCGGCCUGUGUCAUCGGUCUGUCGGGCAACCAUGCAGUCCGCCUGCCUCUGAUGGAGUGUGUGGAGAUGACUAAGCUGGUGCAGAAGGCCAUGAAUGAGAAGAGGUUUGACGAGGCUAUCAAACUGCGAGGAGGGAGUUUUGAGAACAACUGGAAUAUCUACAAGCUCCUUGCCUUCCAGAAGCCUGCCCAGACUCAAAGCAACUUCACUUUGGCUAUUCUGAAUGUGGGAGCUCCAUCUGGAGGGAUGAAUGCAGCCGUGAGGUCCGCUGUAAGGGUGGCGCUCGCUCACGGACACAAGGUCUACGCUGUCAAUGAUGGCUAUCAAGGGCUCGCCAAUGGAGCGUUGUUUGAGAUGAAGUGGGGCAAUGUGGCUGGAUGGACGGGCCAGGGGGGCUCACUGCUGGGGACGAAACGAACUCUUCCCGGCAAACACAUGGAGAAGAUUGUGGAAAACAUCACCAAGUUCAAAAUCUCAGCUCUGCUUGUAAUCGGAGGGUUUGAGGCGUACCACGGUGUGCUGCAGCUGUUUGAAGCCCGGAGUUACAACGAUGAGCUCUGCAUCCCCAUGUGUGUUAUCCCUGCUACCAUCAGCAACAACAUCCCCGGAACUGACUUCAGCCUGGGAGCAGACACCGCCGUCAACGCUGCCAUGGAGGGUUGCGACAAGAUCAAGCAGUCUGCCAGCGGGACCAAGAGACGAGUGUUUGUGGUGGAGACUAUGGGGGGAUUCUGCGGCUAUCUGGCAACCUCCACUGGUAUGGCUGUGGGUGCUGAUGCAGCCUACAUCUUUGAGGAACCCAUCAACAUCCAUGACCUCAAAACCAACGUGGAGCAUUUGACAGAGAAGAUGAAGAAGGACAUCCAGCGAGGACUGGUGCUCAGGAAUGAAAAAUGCCAUGAAAACUACACUACAGACUUCAUCCACAGGCUGUACUCAGCAGAGGGGAAGGGCAUCUUUGACUGCAGAGUCAAUGUGUUGGGACACCUCCAGCAGGGAGGGGCACCUUCUCCCUUUGAUAGAAAUUUUGGCACUAAGUUGGGUGUGAGGGCUAUCCAGUGGAUCUCAGAGAAGUUGACUGAACACUUCAGACAAGGCCGUGUGUUUGCCAACUCGCCAGAAACAGCCUGCGUGCUCGCCCUCAAGAGGAAGGUCAUCUCAUUCGUUCCCGUCUCUGAACUAAAGGAUCAGACGGAUUUUGAGCACCGCAUGCCCAAGGUCCAGUGGUGGUUUAAUCUGCGGCCUAUGCUGAGGAUGUUGGCCAAGUACCAAACCAGCUUCUGCGAAUAUGUCCCGGGAGAGAUUGAACACGUGACUCGACGCUCCAUCAGCAUCGACGCAGGUUUCUAGGCUAGGUUUCCCUGCACUUUUUAAACCCUAUCUCUCCAUCCUGUGACCUGUAAUGCUUCGUCCCUGCACAUCUGCACUCACAUAUUGUGCAGAUUUCCUGUUCUCCAGCCCAACUCUCCCUCCAAGCACACAGUUUGCUUGUGUUUGUUUGCAAAACUUCUGCUCUCAGACCCCUGAGAACACAGUGUCGGCCUGACAGAUGAGUGGCUGCAGAUGUCCUGAGCAGCAAGUCCCUGGUUUGAUUCCUUUACUGCAUUUCAUUGUCCUCUCAAAUUGAAAGACCGGGCUCUUGACUAAACACAGAAAUACACCCUUAUACUCUAAAUAACUGCAGUGAUCUCAGUCUGUAGUCAGUGUUAUAGAAGCUGCAGUACAUUAAAUCAUGUAGAAGUGCAUUUUCCAGUAUUCAUUUAUUAAAUAGAACAUUUUUGUAACCUUGUGCCAAGGUGCAAGUGAGGCUACUCAUAUCACUGCUAAGAACAGACAACCAGGUGUGCCAUUAAACUUCACGUUGUACAGACUAACUACUGAACAACAUGCAACAGACUGUAUGCAGUUUGGUGUGAAAUCACAUGAACUAAUUCUGAAUAAUGUGACCAGUAACCUUGAUUAAGAGAAGGUUGCUGGUCAUGCUCUGACAUGUUUCAGUAGCUAAAAAUGACAGCAUCUAAAUUUUGGUUGGUUUCAUCUGAUAUAUAUUUCAUACCUUUAAUGUCAGAAUGUGAAUGUGUGUGAUACAAGGGACCAAUGAGAUGUUUUUUGUGUGUGUAUUUUAUUUAAUGUGUUGGACUGACACUCUACUUCUGCCAUUAAGUAAACUGAACAGCAAAUCAUAAAAUAUCAAGACCGUUUGUUACACUGUGUAAGAAAACUGAACAAACUUCUACUGAACUUGAAACAGGGAACUCUGUAAAGACAUUUAUGUUGUAUGUUAUUUUGAUAUGACAGCUUUAUCUUCAAUAAAGGUUAUGCAUCUAUGAACCUA